Messenger RNA from Paramecium sonneborni, 1627 nucleotides. NCBI's taxonomy places the organism in Eukaryota, Ciliophora, Oligohymenophorea, Peniculida, Parameciidae. The record is from the annotation of a GenBank genome assembly.
AAUAAAUCAAUGUAGUUUGUAGCUUAGUUUAAUAUGAUUGAAAAAGUAGAAGAUUUAGUUUGUGUUGAUCAUUAGAAAUAUCCUAAAUUUAUUUUGGUUAAUGAGAAUUUAGAUUUAAAAAAAAGAUUGGUUUGCGAGGAUUGUUUGAAAGCAGGACAAGUAGGAAUACAACCAAAAACAUUAGAUUAAAUGAAACAAAUUAUUAUAGAAAGAGUCAAAAAAAGAAAUGAAUUACCUAAUUCUCUAAUUUUAGAAACAAUUAAAUAGGCAGAAAACACUAAGCAAACAAUUUUAGAUAUAGAAAGCAAAAUUCAUUCAUAAAUUGAAACAAUCAAAUCAACAGCUGAGAGAUUAAUCUCUGCUCUCAAUAAAGUUAAAUAAGAAAACUAAAAUUAUAGUUUUUUUACAGAAUUAAAUGACUUUGUUCACAACUAAGAAAAAUCACAUGAAGAAAUGGUUAAGACAAUUCAGUAAUUCAAUAUAAAUUGGUUUGGAAAGAUUAAAUUAAAAAUUAAAAACCUUCCAUAAGAUCUUGAUAAACUUUUAGAGAAAGUUAGAACAAAUACACAAGAAUUUUAUUAAAAACAUUAUGAUAUAAUACAUAAACCUCUAGAAUUUGAAUUGAUUGAAAAUAAUAACAUUAAAUAAAGAGAUCCUUGUUAUACAUUGGCUUUUAGUAAGAGCGAUAAUAAUGUAUUAUUUAGUGGUUCUGGAAAAUAGAUUAAAGUUUGGAAUUUUGAUAAGGGUAAAAUUAAAGAAGUUGCAAGGUUAAAUGCUCAUAUUUUAUCUGUAACAUGUAUUGUGACAAGUAAUAAAGUAAAAAAUAGUUUUGUAUCAGGUUCAGAAUGUGGUUAACUUAUUAUUUGGAAAUAAAAAACAUAAUAAGAAUGGGAAUCAUAAAUUUAGAAAUCUUAAUGGCCUAAUUCAAUUAUUUUAAACAAAUAUGAAACACAAUUGAUAAUAGCAACUGCUACCAGUGCUAUAGAAAUUUGGGAUGUUGAUUUUAAUUAAAAUAAAUUAGCAUUUAAAUAUUCAUUAGAUGAUUUUCAUACUAAUACAAUAUUUGAUUUAAGUCUUAAUCCAUAAGAAAAUAGAAUGGUUUCAUGUGGUGAUGAUAAUAAAAUAAUUGUUUGGAAGAAAGAAAAAGAAGAUCCAGAAUGGACAGUAUUUUAAGAAAUUAAUUCAUCUAAUUAUGGAACUAAAGUUGCUUUUAUUACAGAUUAAUCAUUUAUUUGGAUGAGAUGUGAUUCUAAAGGAGAAGAUAAAUAAAUUAAUGAUAAAGAUAGACUUUAACUUUAUGAAUUAGUCAAUAAUUAGUAUCAAAUUAAUCCUUUCAAAUUUUAUUAAUUUGACAAAGAUGAAAAAUUUAUUGAUUUUCACCUCACUCCAAUCAUCUAAAAUAAUAAAAAAUAGGUAUAUUUUAUAAGAUUCAAGCGAUCAAUAUAUAUCUUAAAGUUGGAAGUCUAAGACUUCUAAUUAGUAACUAAACUUAAAUUUGAAUCAAACUUAAUUUAUGCAACAUUGUCUGAAGAUGCAUAAUAUUUGGUUGUCUAUUUAGAAGACAAAUAACAGUAUUAAGUACAUCAAAUAAAAUGGAAUUGAUCAUAUCAAUAAUCCAAUAUUAUCA